This is a messenger RNA of Oncorhynchus keta (chum salmon), 3213 nucleotides long. RefSeq names its product YY1-associated factor 2-like. Gene Ontology annotation, molecular function: DNA binding; transcription coregulator activity. The coding region runs from base 138 to 725 and encodes 195 amino acids. Gene Ontology annotation, cellular component: nucleus. The transcript has 7 exons. The record is from RefSeq and is a predicted model, not a curated record. Gene Ontology annotation, biological process: positive regulation of DNA-templated transcription. NCBI's taxonomy places the organism in Eukaryota, Metazoa, Chordata, Actinopteri, Salmoniformes, Salmonidae.
CCGCGUCAUGUGACCAUCCUCCAACUGGAGUUUCCACGACAGCUGGGAGCCGUGCGAUACCUCCUCGCGUAUUGCUUUCUUAAAGAAUACGUAGGGACUGUCCUUAUUUCAACAUCCGCAAACAAACUUUUGGCGGCAUGGGAGACAAGAAGAGUCCAACCAGGCCGAAGCGUCAACCAAAGCCUUCGGCGGAAGAGGGAAAUUGGGACUGUAGCGUUUGCACAUACAAGAACACCGCGGAGGCUUUCAAGUGCAUGAUGUGCGAUGUAAGGAAAGGGACGUCAACACGGAAGCCUCGUCCUGUCUCCCAGCUGGUUGCUCAGCGGGUAGCGCCGCAGUUCGCCUCGCCCACGCUGCUGCCCAAGAAGGACAAGAAGGACAGAACGGACCAGGAGAAGAAUGACAAAGAGCCCACAGUGAAGAAGAACAACCACAAGAAGAUGAGGCCCAGGUUAAAAAACAUCGACAGGAGCAGCGCUCAGCACCUAGAGGUCACGGUUGGAGACCUGACUGUCAUCAUCACAGACUUUAAGGAGAAAACCAAACCUCCCCCCUCCUCCACCACCACCACUACACCCCCCACCUCUACCACCCCCUCCAGCACUGUGUCUGUGUCUGCAGAACACCACAGUGGCUCCAGCUCAGACAACAACACUGAGAGAGGGGUCUCACGGUCAUCUUCACCCCGGGGAGAGGGCUUCUUAGUCGGGACAGAGUCCCACUAGACCACCCCAAUUGGAACCCCCCACCAAACUCCUAGCCCAACAGACCCUCAGACCUCCAACCCCUAGACCUUGGCCUGGAUCCCCGAGACCUUGUCCUGGAUCCCCAACCCCUAGACCUUGGCCUGGAUCCCCGACACAGAGACCUUGGCCUGGAUCCCCAACCCCUAGACCCUGGCCUGGACCCCGAGACCCUGGCCUGGACCCCCAACCCCUAGACCUUGGCCUGGAUCCCCAACCCCUAGACCUUGGACUGGAUCCCCGACACCGAGACCUUGGCCUGGAUCCCCAACCCCUAGACCUUGGCCUGGAUCCCCGACACCGAGACCUUGGCCUGGACCCCCAACCCCUAGACCUUGGCCUGGAUCCCCAACCCCUAGACCUUGGCCUGGAUCCCCAACCCCUAGACCUUGGCCUGGAUCCCCAACCCCUAGACCUUGGCCUGGAUCCCCAACCCCUAGACCUUGGCCUGGAUCCCCAACCCAGACCUUGGCCUGGAUCCCCGACACAGACCUUUGCCUGGAUCCCCAACCCCUAGACCUUGGCCUGGAUCCCCAACCCCUAGACCUUGGCUAUGACUACUCAUGGCUUAACAUAGGCCACUCUAACCUCACUCCUCUGUCCUCAACUCUGAUAUGUAAUGUUAUCUCUGGACUUGCACAUUUACUGUAGUACUAGCUACAGGUUACAGCUAGAUCAACAGAUUUAGCUGCUACAGGUUACAGCUAGAUCAACACAUUUAGCAGCUACAGGUUACAACUAGAUCAACACAUUUAGCAGCUACAGGUUACAACUAGAUCAACACAUUUAGCAGCUACAGAUUACAGCUAGAUCAACACAUUUAGCAGCUACAGGUUACAGCUAGAUCAACACAUUUAGCAGCUACAGGUUACAGCUAGAUCAACACAUUUAGCAGCUACAGAUUACAGCUAGAUCAACACAUUUAGCAGCUACAGAUUACAGCUAGAUCAACACAUUUAGCAGCUACAGAUUACAGCUAGAUCAACACAUUUAGCAGCUACAGGUUACAGCUAGAUCAACACAUUUAGCAUCUACAGAUUACAGCUAGAUCAACACAUUUAGCAGCUACAGAUUACAGCUAGAUCAACACAUUUAGCAGCUACAGAUUACAGCUAGAUCAACACAUUUAGCAGCUACAGGUUACAGCUAGAUCAACACAUUUAGCAUCUACAGGUUACAGCUAGAUCAACACAUUUAGCAGCUACAGAUUACAGCUAGAUCAACACAUUUAACAGCUACAGAUUACAGCUAGAUCAACACAUUUAGCAGCUACAGGUUACAGCUAGAUCAACACAUUUAGCAGCUACAGAUUACAGCUAGAUCAACACAUUUAGCAGCUACAGAUUACAGCUAGAUCAACACAUUUAGCAGCUACAGGUUACAGCUAGAUCAACACAUUUAGCAGCUACAGAUUACAGCUAGAUCAACACAUUUAGCUGCUACAGGCUACAGCUAGAUCAACACAUGUAGCAGCUACAGGUUACAGCUAGAUCAACACAUUUAGCAGCUACAGGUUACAGCUAGAUCAACACAUUUAGCAGCUACAGGUUACAGCUAGAUCAACACAUUUAGCUGCUACAGGCUACAGCUAGAUCAACACAUUUAGCAGCUACAGGUUACAACUAGAUCAACACAUUUAGCAGCUACAGGUUACAGCUAGAUCAACACAUUUAGCAGCUACAGGUUACAGCUAGAUCAACACAUUUAGCUGCUACAGGCUACAGCUAGAUCAACACAUUUAGCAGCUACAGUUUAUAGCUAGCACUACUACUACCAACCUUGAGUUGUGGUUUGCUUUUGGACACAAAAAAACACCACAAUCUGAAGUCUUGUUUUAAUUACAUUUCUCUGAUUAACUUUAGGCCAAUUUCACUGACUUUUAAAAACUCUUUUUGAAACCUGUGUUCUAAACAUGAAGUAAUGUCAUUACAUUUAGCUGAUCUUAGCCUAUUGUACAGCUUUGUUUUAAUGUGUUAUAACAUCACGUCAGUGUUAGUAUCCAUGUCAACAUCGGAACUUUCAACCUCCUGUCCAAUGAGAACUGUCGUGACAUGAUGAUUAUGGUUCAGAGUUCUUGAGUUUGUGUUGCAUUAUGGGAGAAAACAUGAGGUACAUGUGGAGAGGAUGGAAAACCUAUUGGCUCUCUUUUGGUACUUGUCUCUCAGUUGUAAAGUGUCAUUUAUUGAUUGAAUGUGUUGGAGACUGAAUUGUAUUGUCAUUGACUCACAUCAGCCGGGACCUGGUGUGGUUUUAUCAUUCAUGAGAAAAUGUUGUUCAAAACAGCGUCUGUUUUUGAAUUGUGUCCGUUUUAACACCACCUCAAAUGGUUGAUCAUACCGUGUCACAACAUUCACUGUUACAUUUUCUAUCCUUUGUUUUGUUUCUACCAAGCUUUGCUGUUUAGAAAUGUAUGGACGACUUGGUUGAUUACAUGGUUCAAUGUCUAUAAAGAAAGAUAUAAAUAAUGGCA